Chrysochloris asiatica (Cape golden mole) is the source of this 642-nucleotide messenger RNA. It is a transcript of the gene ASCL3, whose product is annotated as achaete-scute family bHLH transcription factor 3. Bases 53 to 598 code for a protein of 181 amino acids. Lineage: Eukaryota; Metazoa; Chordata; Mammalia; Afrosoricida; Chrysochloridae. Gene Ontology annotation, biological process: regulation of transcription by RNA polymerase II; developmental process. The record is from RefSeq and is a predicted model, not a curated record. The transcript has 2 exons. Gene Ontology annotation, molecular function: RNA polymerase II transcription regulatory region sequence-specific DNA binding; protein dimerization activity; DNA-binding transcription factor activity, RNA polymerase II-specific.
GACUCAGCCCAAAAUACAGCAUCUUGACAGCAAAGCUCAGGUUAAAGAGGGAAUGAUGGACAAUAGAAGCUACUCUAAUCUACCAGACAAACUGCCCGUCUUCUCUGAUUCUGUUCACUUGCCGCUGACCAGGUCUUUCUAUCUGGACCCUAUGGUCACUUUCCACUUGUACCCUGAUGCCCCGGUGCCAUCUCCUUACUCUGAAGAGCUGCCAUUGCUGCCUUUCUCCAGUGACUCUGUGAUCAUGGACAAUUAUGGCGAGCCCUGUCCCUUCUCUUUCCCAAUGCCUUAUCCAAAUUACAGACGGUGUGAAUACUCCUAUGGGCCAGCUUUUAUCAGGAAAAGGAAUGAACGGGAAAGGCAGCGGGUGAAAUGUGUCAAUGAAGGCUAUGCCCAACUCCGCCAUCAUCUGCCAGAGGAGUAUUUAGAGAAGCGACUCAGCAAAGUGGAAACCCUCAGGGCUGCAAUCAAGUACAUUAAUUACCUGCAGUCUCUUCUGUACCCUGAAAAGGCGGAGACCAAGAAGAACCCUGGGAAAGGACUUCCCAUAAUGGCAACUGCAAGCUGCCAUACUGACCCCAUUUUUAGAAUUGUUUGACUCAGUGUUUCCAAAUGGAAACAGAUAAUUUCACAAAAUGGGGU